AGCAGUUUGUUGACAUUUUUUACUCACUAGAAUCCCUUGUAUUUGUGUUGUUUUGCCGACAAAAACAUCUGUUUUUCUUUAAUCCAAUUAUCCUACAAUAUUGUGCUUAAUAGCUUUUAUUCCUCCAAAAUAUCAUCAUCUACCACAUUCUUUCCAUUCAACAAUUGGAGUGCCAAGAGGUUGAGCGAUAAGAGAUCGGAUAAAUCGUAACUAGAAAAUUUUCAAUUUCCUUUUCCUCAGCGAACCAGCGACAGUAGAGAAUCUUCCUUUACACGUUGCCUGACUGUGUCUCGAAGAAAGUUGGAGAACAAUCUAGAACGCUGGCCAAAACUUAAUAAAAGGGCAACCGAGUCUGCAAUUGCAAGUGAUUCAUACAGAAGAAAGUGACUGAGCAAGUAGUGAACGAGGAAUAUUGAUAGCAAACAGUGAAAAAUCAAAUACAUACCGAAUAUGGUUGCAACGGAGGUAAAUGUUACGACGGAAGCGGAUGAGGCAACUGCAUUCAAAGAGCGUGGUAAUGCGGAAUUUAAGGAAGAUUGCUGGGAGGCAGCGGUCAAGUGGUACACGAAAGCGGUCCAUGCCGGUGAGAAGCAUAAGGAUCUGUCAGUAUUCUACAAAAACCGUGCCGCUGCAUACUUGAAAUUGGAACAGUACGAAAACGCCCACAAAGAUUGCACCAACUCGCUGGAAAUCUGUCCGAACGAUCCGAAAGCAUUGUUUCGGCGGUUUCAGGCGUUCGAGGCACUGGAGCGUUUUGAAGAAGCGUACAAAGACCUGCGCACGAUCCACACUCAUGACCCUAACAAUAAAACGAUCAAACCCCACCUGGAACGACUGCAUGCGAUCGUGCAGGAGCGCGCUAGGGAACGGGCCCAAACUUCGAACAAGGUGACCAAAAUGUUCGAAAUUGCUUUCGACAUCGCGGCGCCAAAGGACAAGCGUGAGCAGGCAAUGGGUAAUAUCGUUGUGCUAGCGCGCGAACAGGCCGGUGUGGAAAUUAUGAUGAAGGAAGGGUUGGUCACGCGUGUCGGAAAAUUGCUAAAGGUGGAGAAAAACAACGACAUCAUUACGAACGCUAUUCGGGCGAUUGACGGUGUGUGCCUAUCAAGUCCCGAACGUACAAAGCAGGUCAUAAACGAGCUCGGUAUUCCGUGGUUCCUGCAAAUUCUUGACUGCAAUGUAGAGGAGCGUGUUGCAGCCUCUCAGCACUGCAUGCAAACCGUACUGAACUCAAUUUCAGGCAUGGACAACAAGGAAGACUCCAAGCCAAACGAUUUGUUGGUGAAGGAAAAUCAGCAAAUUAUCGAAACGUUGCUCACAUGCCUACUGUACUCCGUGACCGAUCGUACGAUCACGGGAAUGGCUCGUGAUUCUAUUAUGGAGCUGCUGAUUCGAAACGUCCACUGGAAGACACUAAACUGGGCGGAACGGCUGGUCGAACUGAAAGGAUUGAUGCGGCUGAUGGAAGUGUGCUCCGAGCUGGAAGAAUACAAGUACGAAAGUGCAAUGAACAUUACACCAUCGUCGCGCACGAUCGCCACGGUAUGUUUGUCACGGAUCUACGAAAACAUGUACUACGAUCAGGCGCGUGAGCGGUUCACGGAGCAGAUUGCGGAUUUCGUGAAGGACAAGCUGCUUACGCCCGACCACGAAUCGAAGGUGCGUGUUACGGUCGCUAUCACCUCCUUGCUGCUCGGACCACUGGACGUUGGCAAUACGAUCGUUUCGCGAGAAGGUGUUCUUCAAAUGAUUCUCGUAAUGGCUCAGUCUGAUAAUUUGCUAGAACAGAAGGUGGCCUGUGAAUGUUUGAUUGCUGCUGCCUCUAAGAAGGACAAAGCGAAGGGUUUGGUGCAGUCGGGAGCAGAAAUAUUGAAGAAGUUGUACUCCUCGAAGAACGAGGAAAUUCGUGUCCGUGCCUUGGUGGGUCUGUGCAAGAUCGGCAGUUCGGGCGGAUUAGACGCUUCGAUUCGUCCAUUUGCUGACGGAUCGACAAAGAAGCUGGCGGAAGCGUGUCGUCGGUUCUUGGUGAAGCCGGGCAAGGACAAGGACAUUCGUAAGUUUGCUGCCGAAGGUCUUGCAUACCUGACACUUGAUGCAGAGGUAAAGGAAAAGCUGGUAGAAGAUCGGGCCGCCAUACAGGGUUUGAUUGAGCUAGCCAAAACGGGUGACCAGUCCGCGCUGUACGGUGUCGUUACGACGCUGGUCAAUCUUGUGAAUGCAUAUGACAAACAGGAGAUGGUACCGGAAUUGGUAGAGCUGGCGAAGUUUGCCAAACAUCACAUCCCUGAGGAGCACGAACUAGACGAUCCAGACUUUGUGAGUGCUCGUGUUAUCGUGUUGGCCAACGAGGGUGUUACGUCCGGUUUGGUUGCACUUUGCAAAACGGAAAGCGAUAAUUCGAAAGAAAUGAUUGCUCGUGUGUUUAACGCACUGUGCAGCGAACAGGAAACACGUGGCAAGGUGGUACAGCAGGGUGGCGCUAAGGUGCUGCUUCCACUUUCACUAAACGGAACGGCCAAUGGUAAGCGACACGCUGCCCAGGCACUGUCGCGCAUUGGAAUCACGAUCAAUCCGGAAGUUGCCUUCCCGGGCCAGCGCAAUUUGGAAGUGAUCCGGCCUUUGAUGAACCAGCUCCAUCCCGAUUACACUUCGCUGGAAAACUUUGAAGCUAUGAUGGCGCUGUGCAAUCUGGCCUCCAUGAAUGAAUCCACCAGACAGCGUAUUUUGAAGGAACAGGGCAUGGUGAAGAUCGAAUCGUACAUGGGAGAGGAUCACUUGAUGCUGCGUCGUGCCGCUACACAGGUUAUGUGCAACAUGGUCCAGUCGCCGGAUGCGAUAGAGCUGUGCGAAAAGCAAAACGAUCGAGUAAAGUUACUCGCGCUGCUCUGCGAGGAAGAGGACGAGGACACUGCCCUGGCGGCAUCGGGUGCUCUCGCCUAUCUAACUGCCGUUUCGGAGCGUUGCUGCGAGAAGAUGUUUGAACCAGCGGCUUGGCUGAACGUGUUUCACACGUUGGUUGCAAACCCGAGCCCCGGCGUGCAGCAUCGGGGUAUGGUCAUUAUUCGCAACAUUAUCAAGACGAGCAAACCGCUGGCCUCGAAAUUGUUCGACACGGAUUUGCUGCAGAUGAUGUACGGUGUUACGCAGUUGAACGACGAAACUCGGGCAAAGGCCAUCGAAUGUGCGCAAGAAUGUCUAAAGCUGGCCGAAGAGUACCGCCUGAUCCAGGAAAAUGCCGAUUCGGAUCUUGCUCCGGAUGUUUUCAAGGAGCAGGAGGCAACGCUCGAAGAAAUCGACAACUGAACUGAUUCGUAGAGAUUCGAGGAAGGACAACAAAGUGCAUUACAAUCUUCUUAAAUUUAUUGCUAUUACUUUACUGACAUGCAUGCGUGUUUGGUUUUCUGAGCAUUUCGGGAAACGUAUACCGAGUAAUGGACCUGCUCUCGUUACGAGGGUGAAUCGUACUUACUAGGGAAAUUGUAGGUGUCUGUCUCUUUUUGAUAGUUUGGACUUGUUAAGACAGUUUGAAUGUUUUCUUUUACUAGAUAUUUAUAAUAAAGAAUUUGUGAAUGACUUUUCAA
This is a messenger RNA of Anopheles funestus (African malaria mosquito), 3581 nucleotides long. RefSeq names its product protein unc-45 homolog B (gene unc-45). The record is from RefSeq and is a predicted model, not a curated record. The transcript is spliced from 3 exons. NCBI's taxonomy places the organism in Eukaryota, Metazoa, Arthropoda, Insecta, Diptera, Culicidae. Gene Ontology annotation, molecular function: Hsp90 protein binding. The coding region runs from base 451 to 3303 and encodes 950 amino acids.